This is a messenger RNA of Zingiber officinale, 2678 nucleotides long. RefSeq names its product dolichyl-diphosphooligosaccharide--protein glycosyltransferase subunit STT3B-like. The transcript has 6 exons. The record is from RefSeq and is a predicted model, not a curated record. NCBI's taxonomy places the organism in Eukaryota, Viridiplantae, Streptophyta, Magnoliopsida, Zingiberales, Zingiberaceae. Gene Ontology annotation, cellular component: membrane. Bases 147 to 2342 code for a protein of 731 amino acids. Gene Ontology annotation, molecular function: oligosaccharyl transferase activity.
UUUCCUCAAGUAGGCGACGUCACCGUCCAUUUCCUCCUCGGAUCAAAACCCUAGGUUCUCCUCUCCCUCGUAGAUGAAUUCUUAGAUCGCCACGACCUCGAUCCAGAUCUCCUCUCCUCGCUUCCUCCUCCAUUUCCUGCAUCGCCAUGGGCGCCAAGGCCGCCGAGAACGGCGCCAAAUCCUCUCCUUCGGCCCCCUCUCCGCCUCCGCUCAAGGCUUUCUUCCGCCUCAAGACCAAGCAGCAGGAGCUCCUGAUCCGCGUGGCCUCCCUCGCUCUCAUCUACGUGCUCGCCUUCGCCGUUCGUCUCUUCAGCGUCCUCCGCUACGAGUCCAUGAUCCAUGAGUUCGAUCCCUACUUCAACUACCGCACCACCCUCUUCCUCACCCGAAAUGGCUUCUACGAGUUCUGGAACUGGUUCGACUCCGAGAGUUGGUACCCGCUCGGCCGGAUCAUCGGCGGCACGCUCUACCCGGGUCUCAUGGUCACUGCCGCCCUCAUCUACCGCGUCCUCCGCUUCCUCACCUUUGCCGUCCACAUCCGCGAAGUCUGCGUCCUCACGGCGCCAUUCUUCGCCUCCAACACGACCAUCGUGGCCUACUUCUUUGGGAAGGAGAUCUGGGACUCCGGAGCCGGACUGGUGGCCGCCGCGCUCAUUGCCAUCUGCCCCGGAUACAUCUCUAGGUCCGUCGCUGGGUCCUAUGACAAUGAGGGCGUCGCUAUCUUUGCGCUUCUGUUCACUUUCUACUUGUUUGUCAAGGCGGUUAACACCGGAUCCCUCGCUUGGGCUCUUGCAUCUGCAUUUGGGUACUUCUAUAUGGUGUCGGCGUGGGGAGGAUACGUGUUUAUUAUCAACUUGAUCCCUCUGUAUGUUCUAGUUUUGCUGGUGACGGGGAGGUAUUCGAUGAGGCUCUAUGUGGCUUAUAAUUGUAUGUAUAUCCUUGGAAUGCUCCUCGCCAUGCAGAUCAGGUUUGUGGGAUUUCAGCAUGUCCAGUCUGGAGAGCACAUGGCGGCCAUGGGAGUCUUCUUCUUGUUGCAGGUAUUUUACUUUUUAGAUUGGGUGAAGUACAUGCUAAAUGAUAAGCAGUUAUUCCAAUCGUUCUUGCGAAUUACUUUGACCUUUGCUAUAAGUGUUGGUGCCCUUGCUCUUGGAAUUGGCACUGCGAGUGGCUAUAUCUCUCCAUGGACUGGCCGCUUUUAUUCCUUGCUUGAUCCGACAUAUGCAAAAGACCAUAUACCAAUUAUCGCUUCUGUUUCAGAGCAUCAACCAACAGCAUGGUCAUCCUUCAUGUUUGACUUCCACAUUCUUCUUUUCCUUUUUCCAGCAGGCCUUUAUUUCUGCUUCAAGCGCCUGUCAGAUGCAACUAUAUUCAUUGUCAUGUAUGGCCUGACAAGUAUGUAUUUUGCUGGAGUGAUGGUGCGCUUGAUCCUUGUAGCUGCACCGGCUGUCUGCCUUAUUAGUGCUAUAGCGAUCUCGGCAACGGUAAAAAAUCUAACAUCUUUGAUACGCACAAAAGGCAAGGCACCUCUGGCAGUUUCUGGAAAAGGGUCAUCUAGCUUGAAGGCAUCAGCUAAGGCAUCAGCAGAUCAAUCCCUUCCAUUCCAGCACAAUUGCGCUAUUGCUCUGCUUGUUGGUGCUUUUUAUUUGCUUAGCAGAUAUGCUAUUCAUUGCACUUGGGUUACAUCUGAAGCAUACUCUUCUCCUUCUAUUGUCUUGGCUGCUAGGGGUGCCCAUGGUGGUAGGGUUAUAUUUGAUGAUUAUAGGGAGGCCUAUUAUUGGCUUAGGCAAAAUACUCCUGCUGAUGCUAAAGUAAUGUCUUGGUGGGACUACGGUUACCAGAUAACUGCAAUGGGAAAUAGGACUGUUAUUGUGGAUAAUAACACCUGGAAUAAUACACAUAUUGCCACUGUUGGACGGGCAAUGUCAUCAUAUGAGCCUGAAGCGUAUGAAAUAAUGCAGUCAUUGGAUGUAGAUUAUGUGCUUGUUGUAUUUGGGGGUCUUACUGGGUAUUCCUCUGAUGAUAUUAACAAAUUUCUUUGGAUGGUUCGUAUUGGUGGUGGGGUUUUUCCUGUAAUAAAAGAACCAGAUUAUCUAGUGAAUGGUGAAUAUCGUGUCGACAAGGGAGCAGCACCAAAAAUGUUGAACUGUCUCAUGUACAAGCUCGCAUAUUACCGGUUUGGGGAGAUGACUACUGAAUAUGGGAAGCCCACUGGGUACGACCGUGCCCGAGGAGUCGAAAUUGGAAACAAGGACAUCAAACUCGAAUACCUAGAAGAGGCAUUCACAACAUCAAACUGGAUUAUUCGUAUCUACAAAGUCAAGCCUCCCAAGAACCGAUGGUGAGGUACCGUCUUUCUGAAUACCAACCAUCUACUUGUUGGGGAAAAAAAUGAGAAAGAAACAUUGAAUCAGACAAAAUUUCAAGAUAUGCUGCCACUAUGCUGACGGAAGGGUAAACUGAGUAUAGCAAAACCAGAGAUUUGAUCAACUGCGGGGUUAUUCAGGGCGUGAGUAUUUAUCAUUAGUAUUCCUAGAUGGAUAGCUUAUUCGAGUUUAAAGAUUUUUCGUGUCCGAAUUUUGUUUUAAGGAUAACUUAAAUUUGUCGUUAGACCAUCCUUUUAGAUGUUUGUGAUUGCGAUACCUCUGGAAUCUUGCAAUAAAAUUGGAGCUGUUUGUGGA